Messenger RNA from Sungouiella intermedia, 1662 nucleotides. NCBI's taxonomy places the organism in Eukaryota, Fungi, Ascomycota, Pichiomycetes, Serinales, Metschnikowiaceae. The record is from the annotation of a GenBank genome assembly.
AUGGAUAACCAGUCACCUGGGAGGAGUUUCGAGACACUGAUUCCUAUAGAUGAUUUCUCUGAUAGCAGCAGCGGCGAGAGUGAAAGAAAUGGUGGUUUUGCUCGCGUUUUGGCGCAAUCUAGUGUGGAAAACUUUGAGGCAGACUUGAGCAAGUUGAAGCAGGAUAGCUCAGCCAAAUUCAAGAAACGUUGGCAGGAGAUUAUUCUGCGGUACUCUGAGAUCGACGACGAAAUCGAAAGCGAUGAAAUUGAUCUUCAUACGGGCAAAAUCACCGUGGACAAUGGCCAUUUGAGAUCAUUGGCAGCUGAAGGCCAGAUGAUCAACGGGGUCAAGGUCCACAGUAGCAUAUGGACAGGAGAUUAUGACUAUGACAAGAUAAUGAAGGAGGAGGAUCGUUUACAGAGGCAGCAGAGAAAGGCAAAGCAACAAAUGAGAGAAAAACUCAAACGAGAAGACCGUUUCUACAACAGUUCUCCAUCGACAACAGAUUCAGAUGUUUUUGGUGAUCGACUGGUGGUGGACGUGUCACCCAGCAAACGAUUGAGCAUUUCACCUUUAAAGCGGAAAUUUAGUCUACCGUCGGGAUACAUUUCACCCGUCAAGAGGAGUGUUGAGUCCAGAGACUCUCCGAAUCAUAGUCCUCUUCGAUACCAGAGUCAAAAUGUAAGCUAUAGCCCUCUAGGGAAUAAGAUUCCCGCUGAGAGUCUUCCAGAAAGCAAAAAGUCCAGCCAGAACUCCAAUCUGCCCCACAGAUCGAAGCCACGGAAGCUUUCCUUCGAGAAUUACAUCCACGAUGACCUGUACUCCAUGGUGUCUGACUUAAACGACGACAUUCAACUAUCUCUAUACACCUGUGCAUUCUCUGAGUGCCGUUAUACUUCGGAAACAAAGACUAUGUAUCGGUCACACUUGCUACUGAAACAUGUUUCUGAAUUGCGGAAAAUUGGGUAUCCAGUGACAAAAGAGUCGAACUAUGAGGAUCCAAAACUAAUUGCUGGUGGUGUUCUGGAGCUGCCUUCAAAGAAAGCCUUAGAUUUGACAAUUCCAGAAAUGACUAUCCUCAAGUUGAACUUGCACUUUCCUCUCCAAAUGUCUAUAUCCCCGGGAUGUCCUUACGUCUGCAAGAGGAACAUUGGAUCUGGAAAGUGUACAAAGUCGUUUAUGUCUAGCAAGCAGUUGGUUGAACACCAACAGAAGUACCCACAUCAAUGUUCCACAAGGAGGCAGGUCCUUCUUUGUCCGAUUUUGGGGUGUGAUUAUAUGACCGACUGUGGAGGUGAAGAAUGGAGGGACCAUGUUAAUUCCAAGCAUUCAGGCGAUGUGAAGCCACCCAAGAUGGCAAUUAUCGAUAAUGAGGUCAUGGAGAGCAUAGAGGACGUGUUCAGUGAUUCUGUUUCCAGUUUGGACUUUAGUGGAGAUGAAAAAGGUGAGCCAGAAGAGGAUGAAGAUUCAUCAGAAGCCUUAGGGAACAAAGGGGAAGAAGAGGAAAGAGAGGAAAAAGAGGUACGGUUGGUGAAUGAAGCGAAGGUAGAAGAGAAAACUAAAAUACCAAGGAAGGAAGUGGAUGACUUUUGGACACCAAAAGCUCCAGUUGUUUCUGACAUCACUACACUGGUUAGUCACAAUUUUGAGUUCGAGAUUGUCACUUCGGAUGACGAAUAG